UAAAAGUCGCUAUAGCUCUACAGUAGCCUAGCCAACAAGGCUGGUAGAUUUCUGGAAUGAAUCGAACUAUUUUCUCAUCAUUUGUUUAAACCAGCUGCCGCGGAAGUUAUGCUACAUCACAUCUGGGGUUAUAGAUGCAAACUGGUCGCUGUACUUUUUAUUUGGAUAGGGCUUUCAGGUGAAGACAAACCCACAUAUAACGCUCACGCUCCGACCCACCCGGAGCACCCUGCACGCAGCUCUGUGGGGCUGGAGGAGGUGGUGAUAGUCAUCCAGAGUCAGAGGAACUCCUUUCACGCCCGACGCAGUUACCACAAAAAGGUGGAGAUUCUCCAGCAGGCAGCUGAACUGGAGCAGGGAGUUCCCGUUGUUCUCCUCCUUCACGAGCUGUCAGAUUACGAAAGAGACUGGAGUAUUCUUCCUGCACUUCCUCAGCUCUCUGCUGCUUACGGAGAAUCGACUUCCUGGUUUUUCUUUAUAGAAGAGGAAACUGCAGUUGCACUGCCUGCUCUGAUCAGAGUCCUUAACAGAUAUCCAGUCCUAGAGUCACAGGAAUGGUUUUUGGGAAAGCGUCUCCAUGACAACAAGGCCUCCAUCAUUCACCACUAUGCGUUCUCUGAAGACCCCAGUUUUUUUGGUUACCCGGAUCCUGCAGCUGGUUGGGCUCUGAGCACCCUUCUCUGUAAACGACUCUCUGAGCGGAUCCAGUAUGAGAAUCUCAAGUCAGAUUUCACAAUUGAUCUGACAUACGAGAUUGCCUUUUUUAUUUGGGAGGAAGGGAGAGGUCCAAAGCUGACAGCAGUCCCAGAAUUUUGUUCAGAGCCGAGAGACAACUGCGCCACCUCGUUCACGACCUACCUGCCCAGCUGCGGGGAUCCAGUCUCUAAAAACAAUGUAUUUGUUGCAGUAAAAACUUGUGAAAAAUUCCACAAAGAUCGAGUAUCGGUGGUGAAGGCAACCUGGGAGAAGGAUGCAGGGAUUUUAGAGUAUUAUAGUGAUGUCACUGACGCCGCCAUACCAACCCUUGACCUGGGAGUUCCCAAUACUGAGAGAGGGCAUUGUGGGAAAACGUUUGCUAUCUUGAAGCAUUUUCUGAGUAAAAACACACAGAAAGCUGACUGGCUGCUCAUUGUGGACGAUGAUACUCUCAUCAGUUUGCCUCGGCUGAGGCGACUGCUGCGCUGCUACGACCCAAAGGAAGCCGUGGUCCUGGGGGAGAGAUACGGCUAUGGCUUGGUUCACCACGGAUACAGCUACAUCACAGGAGGAGGAGGGAUGGUACUCAGCAGGCCGGCCGUGUCCCGGCUGCUUUCCAGCGGCUGCCGCUGCCACAGCGAUGAUGCUCCUGAUGACAUGGUGCUGGGCAGAUGCUUCACUUCCCUCAAUGUUCCCAUCACACACAGCCCACUGUUUCACCAGGCCCAGCCGGAUGACUACUCGGAAAUGAGAAUUUCCUCGCAGAAAACCAUCUCCUUCCACAAGCACUGGAAUAUAAAUCCUGUGACUGUUUACAUGAAUUGGCUUCAAGACACACACCAACAAGAUGAACUGUAGGAACAUUGUGCUAAAAGUUACUCUGCGGUUUCAUGACAAUCUUGUAAUUUCCAAGAUUUUUUACAGUCACAAGAAAUUAUUCCCUGAAAGAAAACUGUUGAAAGAGUGAAUAUUUGUGUCAAUGAAAAUCUAUGAAAGAUCAUUUAAAAAUCAAGAAGGUUUUUAAGAUUUUGUUGAUUCACCUGAGGCUUUUGGGGCUGUGUGUUUGAGGCAAUUGAAAAACCCUUCUGGGCUGUCACCUCACACACAUGCUAACACACACACAUUCAAGUCUGAUUCCAGUUAAAGAGGGAAAACCACCAUUGUCAUAUGAGGCAUUUGACUUGAUUAUGUUUCAGUUUCUGCGCAUUUUAUUGUGAUUGUGUUCAUCAACAGUAUCUAAAUGUAUCGCACAUUUCUACACUUUUAUAGACUAGAAAUCUGGACGAGUAGUAGCAGAAGCAAAAGGAUUUUGCUAUGCAGGUCAGUGUAGCCACGCGCCACUGGAGCCUCAGCAGGCCUGAAACAGUUGCGCGUCCUGCCAAUCACGGCACUCUACUGGUUUGGUGGGCCAAUCACAGCUCUCUAUUAAUUUUGUGAGCCAAUUACGGAGCUCUGUUGGUUUGUUGGGCCAAUCCCAACUCUCUGUUGGUUUAGUUGUCCAAUCACAGCGUUCUAUUGGUUUGGUGGGCCAGUCACAGCGCUCUAUUGGCUUGUUGGGCCAACCACUGUGCUCUAUUAUGGGCCAUUCCCAUCUGUACCGGGUCGGCCCAGGCCGGGUAGCCCCAGUCGGCCCCAGCCUGGCCCAGUUGAUUCCACACAUCCUUGCCUUAAGCCCAAGUGGGCUGAUUCUACCCACCAAUCAGAGGCUUGCUCUAAUGGAAGGUGUGAAUUUGCUGUCAGCAGUGGGUGUGUUGGCCCUGGUCGGCCUGAAGCAGACCUCCUCAAGAAGAGGGCUGAGAAUGAGCCUUGGUUGGCCCGGAAAAAUACCAGGCCACCCAGAUAUGUAAACAACCUACACUACCCGGCCCGGGCCGACCCGGUACAGAUGGGAAUGGCCCAUUAGAUUGGUGGGCCAAUCACAGCGCUCUUUUGGUUUCGUGGGCCAAUCACAGCGCUCUUUUGGUUUUGUGGCAUCAAAUUUGGAUUAGACUUGGACAUUUCUUUCUUAAGUCCCUUACUUAGAAAAAGGAUGGUGUGAACUGUUAUGGCAUGUUGUUCGUUGUCCAAUAACGUGGAGAAUGUUUGAAAGACAACCAUGGAUUCCGCCCCACCACUGAGCUCUCGGUAUGGGUCAUGAUCAGAUUAUAUGUUUACAUAUAUAGGAUGGCUUGCCAGGCUAGACCAAAUUUGCAACAGAGUGAAUAUUUUCACUCAGUUUAAAGUAAAGUAGUUUCUAACAAUUUCUGCUGCUGUCUUUCAUCAUUAUGGGAUUCCAGCUUCAGUCUGUGUGGCCUCUCUUUCCUUGUCGGCUUACCAUUGAGGGCUCAGGAUCAAACCCUCUCCUUUCCUUUCACCCUUUAGCUGAAUAAAUAAUUUUGUGAUUGCUACAGCUCUGGUUUUUAUGUAUGUUUCUUGGAAAGAGUUCCUGAAUACUUAUUUUUUAUUGGCUGGGUGAAGGCUGGCUGGAAAAUCAGAGAAAUAUGAUGUGAUGGAAGAAAAAGAGAAUGUGGGAAGGCGUUUGCUGCCAGGAAUGCUUGUAUAAGCUUGUCCUGGCUCUUUGUUGGAGGCGUGAACAUGCUGGUGGAAUUUCAUCAUUUUGAGGUUUGUUUGAUUAAAAAUUUCUGUGAAAAACACCGUCUGUCUGAUCAGACACUAAUAAAAUAUAUGCAAGUGUGAGCAAUCUUUGAUCCAGCCACUUAAGCUGUUAUUUAACUCACAACCUCUCUUUGAUGAUUAUUUUUGUUUUAAAUGAUAAUUAUCUUAAUUUAAUUGGAGACCGCACUUUAUGAGUUUUUAUCACAUAACACGAUUUUUUUUCCACUUUUUUCCUCAGCUUGUGUGUCUUUCAAUUUCCUGGUUUGCCACUUGUAUUGAGGCCGGAACUAUCUUAAUAUCAUGUCACUGUGACAUCUGUUGCUAUAGCAACAAGAACAUUGAAUACCCAUGGGAUUGUUUUUGAACCUUUAUGUGAUGCUCUACAUCCUUUGUCUUAAAUUCAAGUGAAUAGUUAAUUUAGAUGAGAACAUUUGCUCCAAUUUCCUUAAAAUCCACUCAUAAAUGAGUUUAAAUUGAGAUGAAAAGCUUGAGGCAGCACACGGGGAUCCCAAACUGGAAAGUUUGUUAUUUGGUUUUGUGUCACAGGACUCGGCUGCAGGGUUGCCAUGCAAUUCCACACUUAUCAUUACUCCUCUCUUUCAUUUCUGAGUGUAAGAUUAAAAUCUUAUAAAAAGUAAAAAAAAAAAAAACAGGGUUCAGUAUGUUCCCGCUGCACAAUUUCAUUCACACGCGUGCACAAACACUGCCAUCAUUAAUGCAGCGAGGCUUCACAAACAGCCUGUGUUAUCGUCAGGGGCAGAGGUAGCUUUCCGGUUCUCAAAGAAAACAGUUAGGUAGUCGCUGCUUGUUAUCCACAGCUCAGAGCUGCUCUUCCACUUUUCUUUGAGUUUUUAGCAGCGAUUGGUGAAUCGGUCUGGAGUUGGUAAAUGCACGACCAGUUUUUAUUGAAAGAAAGGCUAAAGGUGACUCUGGGAUUGUUCCCAAGGUUCCCCUGAAUAAACACAUUUUGAUUUUUAUGAUGUUAAAAUUUUCAGAAUCCUCACCUAGAGGACAUCAACAGAAUCACAUCAUCUGCAAAACAAAGCACAAAUAAAAAAUUUUCUGCUUUAAAGCAGUGGCGGUUUUACCAUUAGGCAUAGGUCGGUGGUCACCCCUUUGUGUUGGGGGGGCCCCCUAGCCCUGACCGCCGGCACCCCUCUGUUAAUGCCACAAUAUUCUUAUUACCAACCUGUCACCGCCGACGGGAUAGGACAUACGUAAUUCUCAUUGUCAUAAUUCCUGAACCGUUCAAGAUAUCUGUAAAAUUCCAAAGGUGCUGAAAAGAUAAAAAAUGGGGCUUUUUGUGCAUAUACAAUUAGCGAUGGGUACCAAAUUCGGUACUUUUUAAGGUACCGACCGAAUUCCAUAGUACCGACUGAGCACCGAUUCACGUCAUUUGAAACGGUGCCUCGUUUCAGUACCUGUCCUUCACAACGAGAACUUGCCUAGACAGCUGCACAUGCGCAAGAGAGUUAUGUCGUCGGUCGCUGCGAGCCAGUUGUAAACAGAGCAGCAUGGUAGAAAGAACGCACGCUAAAGCGUGGGUCCACUUCACUAAAUGUGAUGGACAACUGGGUGAUGAUCAAACCAGCGACAACGAUCUAAGUGAGACAUCCCCAUCUUGAUCUGCUCCGGUAGGUAAAUAAAAUGUUUAAGAUAACGUUAGCUUGAUAUGUUAGCUUCCGUUUUGCUAAUGGCGUGUUCGCUUUCUCCUCGGAACUCCGAAUUUCCGACUAGAAGAACAUGAAUGCGCUCUAAAGUUUGGCUUCACUUUACUAAAUGCGACGGGUGAUUGGGUGAAGAUUAAACCAGCGACAACGAUCUAAGUGUGAGGCAUCAUCGUUUUAAUCUGCUCCAGCAGCUAAAUAAACUGUUUAAGAUAACAUUAGCUUGAUAUGUUAGCUUCCUAUGCCACCAUUUGCUUUCUCCUCUGAAAUUCUAACUUCCCAGUAGGAAAAAUCAAAUGAAAAAGGACGGCAAAAGGAAUGAAGAUAAACAGUAAAUUUAGUUCACAGUAAAGAUGUUUGCUUCAGUUUAAUUAUCAGCUUAUAAAACUACAAGGACGAUGUUAAAAUACAAACUGUUGUAUGUUAUUUAUCGUGAUAUUUAUCAAAUACAGUUAUAUAUUGAGAAAAAUAUGUAUGUAAUUAUAAAAGAGAAUUAAAAUAUUAAACACUCAAAAGUAUUGAAAAUUGGUACCGUUAAGUACCGGUAUCGAUUCCUAGGUACCGGGAAUUAAAACCGAAUCGAUUCAAAUGUCAAAGGUACCCAUCCCUAUAAUACAAUACAUUACGGUAGCCUCCGGGAUUCCCUGUCUUGAGCGCAACGAAUCACAACACAGAUUAAGAGACGUGCUGAGUUUCUCAUCCAAAAUGCUACGUUUUAUAACUUCUGAAUGACUGAUCAGAUUCAAGAAAUUCCAACGGUUCCUAAAAGUACAUAAAAGCAGCUUUCCAACGUUCUAUAGCAUGAAGCAGAGUUAUGGAACUCCUGCUGUACAGCCUGAUUGAAACGGUGCACAGCGGAAUGCAGCGCCACGGUGAAAGCGGAUAAUGGAACGGGGAAGCUAAUUAGCAUAAAAAGCCAGCAUGAAAUUAUGGAAAUGCCUUAAAGAAAAUCAACACGAUCUAUUAGGUGUCCCAGAAGGCUUAUACCUGAAGACAGUGACCACGAAGAAGGGCAGAUCUCCAGUGAACCUGGGUAUGAAUGUUUGUUCAGUCUUUAUUUUUUAUUUUUUUAUUUGAACAACCCUCAGCUAUUUGCUAAUUGUAAGAUUCAGCUUCAUUCCAGCAUUAUUUAUCUUUUUACAAUAAAUAAUUACUUUUGCUAAAACAAAAUUUUUGGUAUAACAGUGUACGGUGUGCAAGAGAAGCACCCAGCCCUUGAGUAUAUAACCCUGUCUGCGUCUCACUGUGUUGUCAGCUCAUUGCUGUUGAUGUCAGCGCUGUUCU
Molecule: messenger RNA, 6242 nt
Organism: Nothobranchius furzeri (turquoise killifish)
Lineage: Eukaryota; Metazoa; Chordata; Actinopteri; Cyprinodontiformes; Nothobranchiidae
Gene: b3glctb
Product: beta 3-glucosyltransferase b
Cellular component (GO): membrane
Molecular function (GO): acetylglucosaminyltransferase activity
Source: RefSeq, a predicted model, not a curated record